Clarias gariepinus (North African catfish) is the source of this 2207-nucleotide messenger RNA. RefSeq names its product homeobox D13a (gene hoxd13a). The transcript has 2 exons. Bases 27 to 959 code for a protein of 310 amino acids. Gene Ontology annotation, biological process: regulation of transcription by RNA polymerase II. The record is from RefSeq and is a predicted model, not a curated record. Gene Ontology annotation, molecular function: RNA polymerase II cis-regulatory region sequence-specific DNA binding; DNA-binding transcription factor activity, RNA polymerase II-specific. Lineage: Eukaryota; Metazoa; Chordata; Actinopteri; Siluriformes; Clariidae.
CCUUGCUGUCAAUUGACUUAUUUUUAAUGCUUUGCCAUACUUUACAAGACUCAACUGGAUUAACACACGAGAAUGGUUUUAAUUACUGUCAGGUUAAUUGUGCUGAUUGUCAUAUAAAUAUGGACCGACAAGAUCUAGGCGGGGAGAAAGCCAGUAGAAGUUUUUACACGUCUGCCUUCGGAGCCCACUCGAGUCGAUCUUCGUCUUAUUUGCUGUCGGAUACGCCGAGCUCUGUAAGCCCCGAGCCUCUCUCUUACGUAUCUUUUCCCAACGCAGCGUCUUGUACAAGCUCGCAAGUUACUUUUGGGUGCCACUUCGCUAAUAGUUUCUACAGUUCCAAAGCUCCUACAAGUGCAGUGUUUCAGCAACGAGUCAUGAACCACCACAGUCUUAGUGGGAAAGUAUAUGGACACAUGGCUGAUAAUCAAGGUGUGGUGGAUUUCGGCAGAGGCGCAAUACACUGCAAUGAAGGUCCGACCCGGGUUCGGGACGUUGGUGUGUAUCAGGGUUAUGCAGGACCAUAUAGGAUCCCUGGAUAUAUUGAUGUCCCUGUAGUUCAGUGCGCCAGAACCAGAGACCACAAACAUGAAAGCCCUUUUGUAAUGGAGGACUACGAGCCUUGGAACUGGUCGACCAGUUGGAGCAACCAAAUUUAUUGUCCGAAAGAGCAAACGUCCAGCCCGCAUAUCUGGAAAUCGUCACUAACAGAAGACGCAGCGCCUGACACCGGGUCUUUUCUUCGUCGUGGGAGGAAGAAACGGGUUCCAUACACCAAAUUGCAGCUGAAGGAACUCGAGCACGAAUACACCAUUACUAAGUUUAUUACCAAAGAGAGGCGACGACGGGUAGCUUCCUCCACUAACCUGUCAGAAAGACAAGUCACUAUAUGGUUUCAGAAUCGCCGUGUCAAGGACAAGAAAAUAAUUUCAAAAAUAUGUAAAGACUAUGAAUCGUUUUAACGAAUUACAUCAUAAACCUAUUAUUCAACGCCGUUCAUUGUCUAAAACUCCUUAUUUAUAAAACUGCCCUUAUUUGUUGUAAGUUUUAUACUUUGUAUUCAUUUAACUGCUUUAAAUACUUUAUUGAGUUUUUUAUUAUUCUAAAACACACACGUUGUAUUUCAGGCACAUUAUUUUAAGGGUUUGGGCUACUGGGAACGCAUUAUGUUAUACACUAUAUAGUAGUCCUGAUAAUAGUUAUUGUUCUAUAAUAAGGCCAGUCCGGUUACGUUAUAUGCACUUUGGUUUUGUUUAUAAAAAUGCUGACAAUUAUUUGUUUCAAUGUUUUCCUAAUAAUCGUCUUUGCAUCAAUCGUGAAUAAUUGUGAUUGUAUUUGGGAUAUAAACAAGAAGAAACGCAUUUGAAGAUCGUAAAGAAAUCCCUUAAGGCAUAUUAUACGGAAAUAUAAUGUUAUUUAUUCAAGAAAUAAACGUAUAUUUCAAUAGCAUAUAAUAUACGCCCUAUAUACAACAGUGUAUUCAAAUGAAGUGUUUUGUAUCUGUCUUUGUAUUGUAUAAACAAAAAUCAAUAAUUUACAUAUCAGCAUAUUAUUUGGAAAUUCACUGUGCAAUACACAGCGUUCUAAGGUAAUUGUUUAACAUACUUUCAGGUUUCAUUGAUCCGGGCACACAAGGUCUAAGUAACGGAGGGCUUGACUACGACUAAUGAGUUGUAGCAAGUGUGUUCUGAGUAGGGAACAAAAAUUAAGCCACCAAAGGUGGAGGAAUUUUUUUUAAAUUUUCUCUUAACCUUACACAUGCAUGUAAUCUAUCGUAGUUUUAAAUUUGCUGCUGUCUUAGGAAAGACAAAAGAACUGCUUCGAAGGAUUUUUUUUUAAACAUUUUCCACGCAAAUAACGAGUCUUGUGUUUACCUUUGACCUUGACACGCAUUCUCAGCGGCGACCUUGACUGAAAUGUCUGAGUGCAAUAACCACCUAUAACUCCUCAAUUUGUGGAUGUUUGUUUCCAUCUACUGGCUAUGUAAUGUAACUACAGCUUAGCGGUGGUUCAACAAAAAUGCCUUUUAAAAGAUUAAUUAAAUAAAUUGGCCAACGGGUGAUGUAUUAAUGAAAUAAGAGGCACUGCUUACUUUAAAAAAAUGUCAAUGACUGUAUUUGCAUAAAAAUUAAAUUUAAUAACGGCCUUGGUAAACUUUUUAAAUUUAUAUUACAAAUUAUUGCCUAAAAUUUCACGUCUUCACUAAUAAA